Carassius gibelio (silver crucian carp) is the source of this 3366-nucleotide messenger RNA. RefSeq names its product mitochondrial glutamate carrier 1. The transcript has 8 exons. Lineage: Eukaryota; Metazoa; Chordata; Actinopteri; Cypriniformes; Cyprinidae. The record is from RefSeq and is a predicted model, not a curated record. Gene Ontology annotation, biological process: aspartate transmembrane transport; L-glutamate transmembrane transport; malate-aspartate shuttle. Gene Ontology annotation, molecular function: L-glutamate transmembrane transporter activity; L-aspartate transmembrane transporter activity. Bases 900 to 1703 code for a protein of 267 amino acids.
CCUCCCUGCUAAGCUGAUUAAUGGGGGCGUGGCUGGACUGGUGGGAGUGACCUGCGUGUUUCCCAUUGAUCUCGCCAAGACCCGCCUCCAAAAUCAGCAGAGUGCUCGUGUUUACAGUGGAAUGUGCAUAGGUUCUUCACUGGCAUCUAUGACUGCAUUAAGAACCUUUCACAUUCAUGGAAACUUUGAAUGUUAUUUAUUGUGGAAAACGAUUAUUUAGAUUUUUAAAUAGUUCUUCCAUUUAAAUGGUCAUGUGUAUACUCGUUUUUGUGCACUUGAUUUAAUUUUGUUUUUUAAACCUUUCUGCAUCUAAAAAACUACUGUUUAUGGUUUCACUCAAAGUGAAUCACGAAGGCAGCAUGUGUUGGUGAUUUAUUCUGGGCGGAGGACUUUGUCUUGAUUUUACUGAAUGACUCAGAUGAUGCAAAACAACUUGAAUCACAUGCUUUUGCAUGCUUGAUCUGUUCAUGCUUCCGAAAAUCCUUUAAGUAGCUUGCUCUUUAUGCAUGUGUGAUAUCUUUGAGAUAAAGAGAAGUGCUCUUUUUAGUGAUGGUAACAAGCGAAUACCCAAGUGGUUUGUGGGCAAGAGAAAGGCUGUAUUGUUUUAAGUUCUUUCUUCCACACAUUACUCACUCUUCUAAGAAUGUUUUUGUGAAUGUCUAAUUUGGCUGUUCAUUAUACACAGAUUUUACAUAGUUUUUUCUGGUUGUUUUGGGUCACCAAAUAUUAUUAAGGAAAUUUACAAUGCAUUUGAAUGAAUUGUGAAUUAUUAUUUUUUGCAUUUGAAUAAAUGAAUCACUUCAGUUAGCAUAUUUCAUAACCAAAUUGGAGUAUUUAAACUAAUCACACAGAACAUUUCUCUCUUAUGAAGGUUGGACUGUUUGACAAAGACAAUAAAAAUGGAGGGCUACUUUGGCAUGUAUCGAGGUGCAGCUGUGAAUCUUACACUGGUCACACCAGAGAAAGCCAUCAAACUGGCUGCCAAUGAUGUCUUCAGACAGAAGCUCUCCAAAGAUGGAAAAUUACCUCUGUGGGGGGAAAUCCUCGCAGGCUGUGGAGCCGGAACCUGUCAGGUGGUAGUCACCACCCCCAUGGAAAUGCUAAAAAUACAACUGCAGGAUGCUGGCAGGUUGGCUGCUCAGCGGACUGUCACUGCCUCUGCCGCUGGUCCGACCCCUUCACUGGUUGCCUCUCAGUCAGCACAGCCGAGCACCAAUGCCCCUCCUCGAACCUCAGCGACCCGUAUCACCCUGGAGCUUCUUAAGACUCGAGGCCUCAGGGGUCUUUAUAAGGGUGCUGGUGCUACACUGAUGAGGGACGUCCCGUUUUCCAUGAUCUACUUCCCGCUGUUCGCAAACCUCAACGCCGUGGGCCGAACUGAGGAUUGCCAUAGUAACCCCCAGGAGCGGGCCCCCUUCCUGCAGUCUUUCGUGGCUGGCUGCACGGCCGGCUCAGUGGCAGCAGUAGCUGUCACUCCCCUGGACGUUAUAAAGACUCGCCUACAGACUUUGCAGAAGGGGGAAGGAGAGGACUCCUAUAGAGGCAUCAUUGACUGUGCACAACGCAUUUUAAAACGAGAAGGACCAGCUGCGUUUCUUAAAGGAGCAACGUGUCGAGCUUUAGUCAUCGCUCCACUCUUCGGCAUCGCUCAGGGUGUGUAUUUCCUGGGCAUCGGCGAGCACGUGCUGGGGCUGCUGGGAUAGCAGCAGGUGACGUUCCCUCAGUAAUCAUACACACAGUACUGUUUCUACAUGGGCCAAGGGAUAAAGAUGAGUGAUAAAGGAAGGUGUGGUGAUGGAAAAAAAGAAGGUUCCAGACUUUAUUUGCGAUGAGGUAAAUACUGAGAGAAAUUCACAUACCCAAAGGAGGUUCAGACCCUUUGGGAAAACAGAGGCUUGUGUAACGCUAACAUAAAAGCUUAUAUUGCACACUAACUGUUUAAGUACCUAAAAACUAAAAAACAGGGUUCUUUAGGUAAGACAGGGUCCCGUUCUGACUAAUCUGACAGGGUUUUUUUUUUUUUGUCCUCCGUGUCUUGUCCAAUUACUAUUGUUUUUAAGCCGAUAGUUACAAUGAGUUUUAAACCAACAUGAUUUGUGAUAAUUGAUUUAUUGAUAAUUGAUUUAUCGAUGUGUAUUUAAAUUGCAGAAAGGUAUGGAAGCCCAUUUUCACAAAGAAUUGGACAAUUGGGAUUUCCCCCCCCCCUCUGAAUUCUGAGUUUACAUUUCACAAUUUGUUAUUCCUGCACCAAAUUAAAAAAUACAAAAGGCAUUAUCUCACAAUUUUCAGUUUGUCUUAGAAUUGCAAGAAGGAAAAAAAAGUCUGAAUUUUGUGAUAAAAAGUUUCAGCUACCUUUUACAUUUUUUAAUGCUGUGGCAGAAACAGGCUUGCAUAGAAGGAAGACUUGAAUCAAAGUUGAGAUGGAUUUGUAUAUUCUUAAUAUAUGUUUUGGCUCUCUACUGUUGAUUACCACCCAUUUAAACAGCAAAAAGUAAGCAGAAACUGGGUUUUGUGUCUGCUGACCUCAUCUGGCUGCUUCUCUCAGUAAAUCUCAGUCUCUACACGUGAAGAGACUGCUGGACUUCGCAGUGGAUGCCUUGUCCUCCUGUUUUAUGUUCCUCUGUGGGAUUAAAUUCCUUGUAGACUAUAUAAUGUUGGCUAAUUUUUUUUUAAAUUCUUCUUUAAAUGAUUUUGUUGAGUGCACAAUAAAUUCAAAAGCAUCAAAGCCUUAUCCAUGCCACUCAAGUUAUGUAUAUAUAGUUUAUUCUUAUGUAGAGAAUUUGUGGUUAAAUUUAUUUUUUUUUUUUCACAUUUGGUAGAAAAAGGGUAAAGUGAAAAAUAGAGAAAUGAGAUCUUGAAUAGUUUCAUUUUGAGUGUACUCCUAUAGAAAAAGAAAUUAAAAAUUGCUGUUAUUAAAAAUACAGUUUUAAUAAUACCAAGAAUACGAUAUUUUUCAAAGUAUGCAGUGGCAUAUUCCUGGAAGACAAGAUUUGGUUUCUGAUAAAUAUUAUCUCAGAAGCUUCCUAUUCAUAUAUUAUACUAAAUUGUAAAGCAACAAGAAAUCUGUAAAUUUAAAUAUGCAAGACUGAUAUCUGCUUAUUAAUUUGUUCACUGAAGAAUGUUUCUAGAAAACAUGGUCUGGAUUCAUCUGGUAAUGCAAAAUAUCCUUUGUGGACCACAACUGAUGCUAAUUUGCAUCUUGUAUAUUUGAACUCCACAAGAGGGCAGCAUGUUUUUAAUGUUAGAGGGAUAUGUAGCAUCUUUAAACCUCUUUCAGAUUUCUGACUUGAUGUAACCAAUAAGCAAUGUUUUGUUUCUAUUGUAAUGAGCACAGAAAUGCUUCAGAAUAAAAAUAAAAUAUAUUUA